Cottoperca gobio is the source of this 5287-nucleotide messenger RNA. It is a transcript of the gene adra2b, whose product is annotated as adrenoceptor alpha 2B. Bases 838 to 2391 code for a protein of 517 amino acids. The transcript has 2 exons. Gene Ontology annotation, cellular component: plasma membrane. Gene Ontology annotation, biological process: G protein-coupled receptor signaling pathway. NCBI's taxonomy places the organism in Eukaryota, Metazoa, Chordata, Actinopteri, Perciformes, Bovichtidae. Gene Ontology annotation, molecular function: alpha2-adrenergic receptor activity; epinephrine binding. The record is from RefSeq and is a predicted model, not a curated record.
UUCACAAGUGAAGAUGCUGCUGCUCCUCUGUGAGGAAGCCUGUGAGCGGCUGUUUCUUGACAUACUGAUGAACUUCUAAGAAGACAGAAGAACCAAGGACGGGAGUAAUAGCUACUGAGUCUCACACACAGAAGCUGCUCUGAAGGAAUAGAUUCACCGCUGAAGAAACAACGCGUUUUGACUUUAUAUCUGACUUCAUGCGCAGAGCUGGAGAGCUUGAGGUUACCGUUGUUCUUUCUGUUCUUCGAUUGACUGGAAACGCUGCUAUUCUUCGCAUUGAAAGAUUAGUUUUCUUUUCAUUAGUAAAUAAUUGUAGCACAGUAAAUUCAUUUCACUUUAUCUAAACCAUUCUGUGUUAGCUGUUCAGAUGAGACUGUCAAUUAUACGCGUGUCUCCAAACGAGGACGCACGGAGAUCGAACAGGGAUCGAGAUUAUUUUCUCUCGUCCGAUCUCUUAUAUUUAAUGCCGCUUCGCUAUAAAUGACACCAAAUUACAAUUUUUCUAAAUUCCCCGAGUUCAAAACCGUAGUAGAAAAAAGGAUCCAACUUCGUGAAGUUUUAGUUUUUUCGGGCUUUGUUGUAAUUUAGCAGAGGUUGGUGCACAGCAGUCAGCGUCACAAAAAGACUUAUGUUUUUUAGGGGGGUAAAAACUGUUCUACGAAGUGGCAACUCUUUUUAAUUAAAAAGCAGUGAUCCGUGACUUGACGCAUUGCCCAGGACUGUAUGCCUAAAAUGGACUUGGUUGAGCUGCCGUGGAGGAUGCAAGGGAGCUAUCGUUUGGAAACAACACAGGGACAAAACGAAAGCAACUAAGACUCCUGGAAAGCUAAUCCCAGCAUGGCCUCGGUUCUGGAGAACGGCUGCUCCAUGGAGCUGAGCGGCUGGAACAGCAGUGCGAGCAGCGCCGGAGCCUCCGUGCCCUGCAACCAGAGCAUCCUGAAGCUCGCCCCUUACUCCCCUGAAGCCACGGCGGUCUUCGCCACCGCCAUAACUUUGAUGGUCCUCUUCACCAUCGUGGGGAACAUCAUGGUCAUCAUCGCCGUGCUGACCAGCAGGUCUCUCAGAGGACCGCAGAAUCUGUUCUUAGUGUCACUGGCUGCUGCAGACAUUUUAGUGGCCACACUCAUCAUCCCCUUUUCUCUGGCCAAUGAGCUGCUGGGCUACUGGUACUUCAAGUCUCUGUGGUGUGAGAUCUACCUGGCGCUGGAUGUGCUCUUCUGCACCUCCUCCAUUGUGCACCUGUGCGCCAUCUCACUGGACCGCUACCUGUCCAUUUCCAGGGUCACUUACGGGCGUCAACGCACUCCCAAACGCAUCAAAGCCGCUAUUGUGGUGGUGUGGCUCAUCGCUGCCAUUAUCUCCUUCCCCCCCUUGCUGUCACUGAACAAACGCGAGGCAGGGGAGGAGGGGAGUGAGAGAGGACCCCAGUGCCAGUUGAAUGAUGAGCGCUGGUACAUCCUUUACUCCACCAUGGGCUCCUUCUUUGCUCCAUGCCUCAUCAUGAUCCUGGUCUACAUAAGAAUCUACCAAAUUGCCAAACAGAGAACGCGUUGCCCGCCAGGAGAGCCAAGGAAAGAUGGGGCCAGCUGUGCUACACCAAGUCAGAUUCCACGGCAUGUACAAGCCAAUGGGAAGGAUGAUGAAGAAAUCACACCGCCUUCAUCGAACAAAACCUCCCGUGCCAGACCCCCCACCCUCGCCAUCACCCCUUCUCCUUCCUCAGGAGACACUCAUAGCUCCCAAAAUCCCACUUCCAAAAAUCUCCUGCAACCUCCAUCCCCUUCUCUAGCCAUGACCCCUGUCACAACCUCCCUUGAUACCUCUCUGCGUGGCCCCUCAGCUCCUGCCAAGACUAAAGAGAAGGGGAAGAAGGGCAAGGGAGGGAAAAAAGCUGACAAUAACAAUGGCGACAGCUCAAGCACAGAGAGCGAUAUGGAGCACAGCCACGGAGGAGACCGAGGCAGCACCAGCAUGCCAGGGUCACCUGCAGGAGGGGGGGUCCACUCCCCGGCCUCAGCCAAACGCUACCGAGAUAUGAUGGCCACUUCAAAGGGAUCUCGGUUGGUGCCAGGGAGGAAGUCAAAGACAGAAAACAACCCUGGAGCGGCGAGGCGUAAAGCAAUGGUCAACAGAGAGAAGCGCUUCACCUUUGUACUGGCGGUGGUCAUCGGUGUGUUUAUGGUGUGCUGGUUCCCCUUCUUCUUCUCCUACUCUCUACAGGCAGUGUGCCCGGAGACGUGUGCCAUCCCUGAUCCACUCUUCACGUUUUUCUUCUGGAUCGGUUACUGCAACUCCUCACUCAACCCAGUUAUAUACACUAUCUUCAACAAAGACUUCAGAAAGGCCUUCAAAAAGAUAUUGUGCAGCACCACCAAGGGUACUUUCUUUUAGCAGACAAAUCUGCUGUACAGGACCUGGACACAGAAAAAUGCUAUUUCUGAGGCAUAACAAAUCAAUCAUUUCUAUUUUUCAGAAAACUCAAAGGGCUGUUUAAAAAAAACUAUGAAGUGUGGAAAUUCCAGCAUUAAAUUCAGAACUGAGAGACACUCUUUUACAGCCACAGUGUGCGCAAACAGUCAACUUGGACUGUGAAAUCCCUGCUUGCAGCAGAUACGCACAUAUUUUUACAUAGUGUGGGAUGAGACAGGACAAAGAAUAGAGGCAGCAAUAGACACUUAACUGCUUAGCACUUCAGUAUUGCUGAUAAGAUUUUGAUUGCAAAGUUUUAUCUCCAGAUCACAUUGAAUAAUGGAUAACGCUGGGACACAGGGUGGUGCAGAAUAAGAAAUGUACACACUCUCUAUAAAACUGAGGGAAGAAGAAAAUAAGAUAAGUAACUCCUGAAUCAGAAUAUAGACAGUUUAAUGUAUUAUAUUUAAGGUUUUGUCGUUAUUAAAUACUCCAGGAUUAAUGGUGAAAGAAAAUAAAUAUAAAGAAGAAAAAGUGACCUUUGAUUCCUGUGAGCCUCGGGCCAUUUAUUUAUCAAUAAACAGCACAAGGAACACACAAGGUUAGUGGUGAUUUCUUACGUUUGCAGUCUUAAUUUGCCCAGCUGCCGGGCAAACAUGUGUUCCUCGAUUUUUAUCUAAAGUCGCAACAACAAGAGAAGGUUCUGACUACUUCAAAUGUGAUAGCACAAACAAUGACACCCUUUCAAACUGAACUUGUGGGCUUUUUAUAAGGAAAGCCUGCAGUCACCUUGCUCAUGGCUUGGUGUGGGUCAUAAGAGACACUCAGGUCGUUUGUAAUGAAACUCUUGGCUUUCCCCUUUCUUGACAUACAGAAUAAGCUGAAGUGUGGGGGAUUUUGGACUACAUGUAUGUUAUUGAGAUGUAAAAGUAAAACAGUUUGACCCUACUCAUCCUCUUUGCUUGCUGUUUCCUACUUUUUAACUUACCCUGGACUAUCACACCAAUGGACUGGGAAAAAAAUCUAAACAGUUUUUAGCCCCUUGAAAGUGCUUCAGAGGUCGUUCACAGUAUCUAACAGGGGUUGCCUCUGCUGAAGACUGAAAAAAACUAGAUUCUUAUUAUACAACAUUAUUUUCCAGAAACCUGAUUAAGCAGGGAGACAUUUACAUUGACUGUAAAGGACAGUUGAACAAUGUAAUUUCGGAUGUGUCUAAUUUCGCCUACAUGGGUUAUUCUGAGAACCAUUAGGCUGAGUCACUCUUUACCAACGCUUGUGGCACAUCAGCUGCAGUGGACCGCUACAUGGCACAUGUGGUUUAAAGCUGAGAGGCAAGAGGAUGAAUGGUACAUUUAUUUUUCUCACCAUGAGACUGAGGCUCUGUCGUUAAAAAAGAAAAGAAAAAAUGUGUCUGUGUGACUGUGAACAGCACACAGGCUUAUUGACUCAAUGGGACAAGGGCUGUCAGCAGCAACAUUUCAAUUAUUCUAAUUGUCUGAUAUUGCUGACCUGUAUGAGUGUGUGUGUGCGUGUGUGUGUGUGCGUGUUGACUUUAAUGGUUUUUUUCUGCAGAAGUGUGCCUCCUCUGGCUGCUAUGUACUAAAGAUCUACUGUAAUAUUAGUAAGAAUAGUGACCAGAUUUCCUGGUGCCGGCAUCACUUUGUGAAUGUUUCUACUUGAUGGACAGAUCAAUAGUACAUCAUUACUUUGAGAAAGUCUUAUUGAAUCAAAAGUCAGCGUUUAUCAGUGAUAUUGAGUUCAUGGCUUUUAAGUGAUCAUCCUCAAGGGACCAAAGAGCCUUAUAGGACACCAGCCUGACUCUGUGAUAUCUGGCUCUGUGUUGCUUUAAUGAAGUAUUACUUUAAAUUUGGUGUAUGUGACGGGACGCAAAGAUUGAAAACACUGUAUUAUUUAUUUCUAACUAUUUUGUGUUUUCUGUCUGUUACCUAUUUAUUGUUCAGCUACUGUGCUUUUAUUCUGAAAGUCAAGGAAGUCAAAUUGAUAUUGAGCGAGAACACUGUACAGAUUUGUAAUAUCUUGAAUAAGAGCAACAUUGAUUCAUGCCUUUGAGCUCGUGCUUUGUGCAGAUUGACCUUGAUCUGAGCUUGGGGUGUAUGCAUUUGUGUUGAAUUGAAGGAAGAUAAACUUUGAGUUAUGUGCAUAAUGCAGAACCUACAAUGCAACAUGUGUCAUUGUGUCAUGUAGUUAUAGUAAAAUGUUCAAUCAGAGAUACAAGCACAUUCAUGAAUGUACAAUUAAUCACGCAUACUACAGCAUGAAAAUCUCUCUUCAGCACUGUUGUCAAACUUUUCCUCAAAAAGAAAUCGAACAUGGAAAUGUCAAUAGCACCCGUAGUCAGUUUCAGUUGGAUGAUUUGCAGGCUUUGUGCAGGACAUUAAGGCUACAAUCCAUACCACACAGAGCUGCUUGGAGAUUCAAAUAACUGAUAACACAAAAUGAUGAAGAGUAAGAGCGCCGUGCAUUUAUACAACUGUUCCCUGCCCUCAUCCAAAAUGGUUAUUUUCUCUCCAGAAAUACAAACAGCUAUAGCAACACAAUUAUUACAAAAAUAGCCACAGAGACCAUGAAUUCAUGGCCAUUUCCAAUAAAUAUGAGUUGCAAUGCUGUUCAAACCUCCCAACCAUGGCUUUAUGUGGUGAGACUGCUGCUUUUGUUUCAUUUUAAAAGGUAUGAAUUAUGGCUUAAAGGUGACAGAUGCAGUAAUCUGCCUCUUGAUCAACAUCCUCUCCCCUGAAACCGCCUGUAUUGUCUCUUAUUGUGUUUGGAUCAAACUACAUGGUCUGAGCUUUACAAUCUUCUAUCCCCCAUCUGUCAUCAUCCCUCUCCAGUUUGGAAAUAAAGCUACUUGAAAAAGUCA